GAUUGUAUGUUACAGUCAUUAUCAUCGCAUUUUUUAGAUGACACAAACACAUGGCGAUCAAUAUGUGGUGACUCUGACGUUGACAAUAAGUGUCAUUACAUUUGCCGAACAGGGAGUCUACGAUGUGGUCAACAAUAUCGGUUCACUGCCGGCCCGACUAGUCUUCCAGCAGAUCGAAGAGUCGGGUUAUGUAUUGUUUUCGCAGAAAUUGGACCGACAAAAGGCGGCCAACGAUUGGUCGGCAACGUAGGACUGGCCAGUGGUCUACUUCAGUGGCACUCUAUCUAUGUUUUGUUCAUAGCUGUCAACGGUAUUGCCGAUUGUUUUACAUUUGCCUCAAUGAACAGCCGACAAAUGGAUUCAUUCAAUCGUCAAAUGAUUAGCAUAUCUGUGAUAUUCCUCGUCAGCUCAUACUUGACGACCAAUUGGUUCGGUAGUUACGGCUUUAUUAUUGCCAACUGUCUCAAUAUGGGCUCACGUAUUGUCAUCAGUGUAAAUUUUAUUAAAUCCUAUUACGGAAACACCAAAGCAGACGUCCCCAUCAAUGGAUCCAUUCCUCAUCCGAUGGUUUUGGUCUCAUUUUUGUUGACAUUUAUCAUACUUUUUGUAGUUAAGGUUUGA
Oppia nitens is the source of this 621-nucleotide messenger RNA. RefSeq names its product protein RFT1 homolog. Lineage: Eukaryota; Metazoa; Arthropoda; Arachnida; Sarcoptiformes; Oppiidae. The transcript is spliced from 3 exons. Gene Ontology annotation, cellular component: endoplasmic reticulum membrane. The coding region runs from base 7 to 621 and encodes 204 amino acids. The record is from RefSeq and is a predicted model, not a curated record. Gene Ontology annotation, biological process: glycolipid translocation; dolichol-linked oligosaccharide biosynthetic process.